Papaver somniferum (opium poppy) is the source of this 3438-nucleotide messenger RNA. RefSeq lists its product as uncharacterized. The transcript is spliced from 2 exons. NCBI's taxonomy places the organism in Eukaryota, Viridiplantae, Streptophyta, Magnoliopsida, Ranunculales, Papaveraceae. The record is from RefSeq and is a predicted model, not a curated record. Bases 36 to 1085 code for a protein of 349 amino acids.
AAUUUUUUCCAAGAGAAAUAAAGGAUAUCCUAGCAAUGGAGCUGAGGCUAUGUACUGAGAAUUCGGUUGAAAGUCUUGGAUUACUCCAAUCGGUUGUUAAAAAAUUGAAGACGAUGAAGAAAUAUAUCGCUGACACAGAAUCAACCCAUGUCGAUGCAGAUUCAGUAAGGAAUUUCACCCAGAGCUCUUCAAUUCCAUCAGAAGAAGAAGAAGCAAAUGAGGAUUGUCACGAUUUCGAAUUGCUCAUCCCUUCGUUUUUCUUCUAUGAAGAGGGAGAUUUGUCUGAUGAGAUGAAUUUUCAAACUAGAAAAGUUAGGGGUACUUUGGAUAGUUGUGAGAAAUUUCAAAGCUUAAAUGAUCUGGUCAUUAAUCACAAUAAGUUAAUUGGUAAGAAUUGUUCACCCAUUCUUUCCGAUUAUUCUCGAAUAUUAUUCGAUCGUGGUAAAGGGCUUGUAGUUAUUGGCAGGUAUCCUUGUUGUGUUAGAAGCAUUUAUAAGUUCUAUUUUGAUUUAGUUACUUCUUUUUCGGUUGUUUUUAAUGGGUUAAUUAUUCUAAGGGUUGAUUACGAUAAAAAAUUAGCUUCUAAGAUGAUUAACGACUAUGGGUACCAAUCAUAUUGGUUAUUCAGUGAAUCAAUGGUUGGUAUGUCAGCUGAAGGAGGUAUUUCUAGUAUUGCUUGGCAUGCGUUUGGUAAAUUGCUUCAAAGGGUUAUCAGUCACCAAAUAGCUGGUGAACACUCUUCUUACAUUGGUGACAACCUUACUGGCAGCGUAUUUGAUCUUGGGAGAAGAAUUGAACAUAUGGGAAGGUAUUCUUGCUUCGAUGAUGAUUACGAAUGCUACUUUGUUACAAUUACUUCUUGUGUGUUUGUUUCAAUUGAGUCAAUUUCAAUUUUAAUGGUUGAAAGUAAUGUGAAUUGCGUUUCUGAACUGGAUUUAAGACUUGGGUACCAGUCAGAAUCUCUGCUUAUGUUCUCGGUUUUGUGUUUAUUGGAUCCCUAUGGUGAUAGUGGUGUUGAUGGUAAGCUACUUCUGAAAAUGUCACAUGGAGAUAGUGUUACGGAGACUUUAUCGACACUACAGUAGACAGAAGUUAGGAGAUUUAGGAAGGCACAUAAUUUGUUUGGUCAAGUGCCUGAUAAACUGCUUGGCAGAGUACCCUGGAGUUUGAGUGGCGCCAAAGGUGAUUUAUUCUUGCAACUCAUAUUGGGUAAGGAUAGGGACAGUUGUGAUACUAGAAAACUGAAUGCUGAAAUGUCAGAUGUAAAUAGACUUGUGCUUCAUAUUCUUUCUAGAAAGUGUGAUUUUUCCUUGGUGUUUUUUCUUCCAAUUUCCGCAAGUCAGAGAAGUCAAUUUUAUCUCUUGAGAAUAUGUUCCUUCUUGAAUUUUCCAUUGCUUACAUCUAAGGUCUGUGGUAGUCUUAUGGUUCAAGAAGUUAUUAUGACAGUCCUUCAUUAUUGGAUUUAUCGGCACAUGCCUCGUUGUACUCGCUACUUUACAUCUAGUUGCAAUCACGUGAUGAGUAUAUAUAGUUAUCUUUUGACUCGAAAUUACUUUCUGGUUAUAUUUAAUUCUGAUGUUUGUUAUCUAAAGGGGACUGAGGGUUAUUCCUGGAUAGGAAUUCUAGCAAGAAUAGUGGGAACUAAGGCUUUACUCAUGGUAGUUCAAGCACUGAAGGUGUAUUUACUGUCAGGGAAUUACUUGAAGUGGAAGUUCAAAUUGUCCUCUACAGGCCUAUGGAAUGUGUGUCACAAUACUGGCAAACAUUUUAUGAAGGCAGCCUUGAAUAAUUUUUUGUUUGGACUCAACACCGUUAAGGAUACUCAACAUUUUAAUUCUUAUUACAAGGGAUUGGCAGAUUUGUUUUAUCAGCUCAAGAGAGAUUGUAUAGGAGUGGAAUUAUAUGAAAGAAGGCUGGAAAUCAAAGUUUUACAUACUGAUUUUGAAUUGCAAAGUGAUAGAGCCGGGGGUAGUACAAGAGGACUUAACAACAACCUUCCAGAGGAUGAAACCACUUGUUUGCACUGUUAAACCAGUUCACUUAAUGUCUGUGCAACUUGAUUUCAGAAAAUCGAAGGCGCAUGUUGAUAAGCAAAAGGGAGUAGAAGUGCUACACGAAAAAGGGGACGAACCUACAACCUUCACUGUGUUAAUUAGCAAGGAAGGGGCAGAAAUCAAGAACAUACUGUUAUAGGCUCAUGUAGUUCCUUACAAAGACGAAGACAGAGAGCAUUGCAUUUCGCAAAGAGAUGGUAAGUUGAUUUCUGAGCUAAGAGCUGAAGUACUUAUAGGUCUCAUUCUCACAGGGAAAGUCAUUAGCUCUGAGGCUAAAUGUUUACUCAUGGUAAGUCAAAUUCUUAAAAUAUUGUUGUGGGUAGGGUACUUUAGGUGGAAGUUCAGAUUGGUUCCAUCUGGUUCAUGGAAUAUGGCAAGUGUUAGUCUGACAGUUCAUUUCUCAGUUUUGUGCUUUGAUGAAGACGGGACUUGUCGGAGGAUUUUGUUUUGCAGAGCUGAGGACCAUAUCGAAAUGAUGAAACACGACAAUCUGAGCACGAAAGAGUUUUUAUCAUCAUCACACAUACUUGUGAUUGCACCUGGUAAGAUUGCAUCACUCACUGAGCAACACGCUACUCAUCUCAGUGGUGUACAAGUAAUUAUUCAUGAUACUCGAAUAAAGGUCAUACACACUAUUUUUGAUGAUAAAAGUGGGUGGACUUGGGGAAGUCAGAGAAGUUCCAUAUCUGAAGUUUUUAGAUCCCGUUGCAGUGGGACCAAAGCCAUGAUUAUUGUUUGUAGUGAUACUUCCGUCAGUGCUUACCAAGAUGUGAAUAGUGAAGAUAGUGGGCAUAUUUUCUUAGUUAAGACCAACUCAAGAGAGUUAAAAUCUCUGUUUGAUGUAGAGAUAGGAACUCAGGCCAUGGGUGAUACAAGCAGCUGUGCAGAUGGAUUCGCUUGUCUUUUGGAAAAUGACACAAGAAUAUCAAGUUCAAUGGCUGAUAAUGGUAUUCGUUGGCGACAGUUGGUUGUUGGGCCUGGCUUGCGAUGUGUAAGAGUCUCUCAAGGUUAUUUAUUUGCGUUAAGUCUAUUGGGUUUCUCAUACCAGUUUGAGGGACUAAUUUGGCCACAGACUUGUGACUUCUGCAUUCCUCCUGAAGGUGUCGCAGGCGAUGAAUAUUUAUCACUCAAGCUAGUUUUCGUGAUUCUCAUCCUUGAGGAUAAGGAUGUUUUCAAGGGGAGUGGAAUGUCAUGUGCUUGGGGUGCCCCGUAACGUAAUUGUGUCUGUCUUUAGUAGUUAAUUGUAAUGGAGGGAUGUGAUUGUACCACCUGGUGGCUAUCUAGCCGUGGGUUCUAGGGUAGUAGUUGAGAGACUUAUGUACUCUCGUGUCUGUAAUGGAAAGGGGAUCGAAUAUUAAGAAAUCAAUAGAACUUCUGUUCUUUA